Durusdinium trenchii is the source of this 1536-nucleotide messenger RNA. NCBI's taxonomy places the organism in Eukaryota, Dinophyceae, Suessiales, Symbiodiniaceae. The record is from the annotation of a GenBank genome assembly.
GGGUGAUGAAGUCGACCUGCGGAUCCGCUUCGGCUAGAGAAGGAAGGUCAUGGAUCGCUGCGUGUGGCAUACCUGAUUUGUGGAGUUUCCUGGAGUCUUUGGUCCUGAGGAUACUAGGGAUGGAAAGCCUUUCCAGAAAUCCUAUCCAUCGGGGUUCUUUCUAACAACAAGCAAUCAGGGUGAUCUCCUGGCCAUGUGCUACGGCGGAUCUCACCUGUGGAAGAAAGCACUAGCGGAGCCUAGUAAAGCUGAUGAAGCUGUGCUCAGUUCAAGGAGGUUUGUUCAUGUCAUAGGGAACCACAUGACCAGGCUCCAGGUUUGCCCAAGUGUUGCUUGCAGAGGAAUUGGUCUUUUGUUCAGGAAGAACGGAAGAAGGGGUCCAUAGUGGUGAAGGUGAGAUCAGAGAUGUUUGAAGAGUCUUUUGGAGGCCAGAUGUUUAAGGAAUUUGACCAAGCUUGGAUUGAAUUGGCUCAAGUCUGGGCGGUCAAAAAGCACUGUUCCGGGCAUUUGAUUCAUGGGAGUUGGAACGUCCCAGACGUGGGAGUUGGAGGUCCAAUGCCUUACAGACGCUGUCACUUUACCUGUGAAUGCUAGCAUGACAUGUGAGGAGUUGCGGCAAGCUAUUCAGGAACACUUGGGGAUCGAUGCUGAUCAUCAGGUGUGGCAUGCCAAUGGAAAGCGCUUGAAAUUGUACAGUUCUCAACGCCUGGAGGUUCUAACUGGGACAUCCCUGAUGACGGUCCUGCGCUGUGAACCAGCACUAAAGCCUCUACCCCAGCGUUUUGCUCUUCGAUUCACCUCUGCCCGAAGACGGCUCGUUCGCGCCAGGUUUCCCAGUCGCUUUGUCAUCGAGUAUCGGAUUCAAGCAGAUGUCAAGCAGGGCAUCCUGUUGUUUGAGCCGUGGAGGAAGAACGAUCACGAUGUCAUGACGUUCGACUCCAAAAAUCAAGAAGUGAAGAUCGAACAAGGUCAUUCCAUGCUAGGCUCCACCUUCAGUACCCAAAGCAUGAAGGUGGAUGCUUUGGUGGAACUCAUCUCCCUGUGGCAUGGCGAUUACUUGGAGCCCGACCAAACUCCAUUCUGGAAGGCUCCUUCAGAAAGUCCUGCGGCGAAGCAGGUCUACGAUGAUGGCCAUUAUGCUGCCAUUGACACUCACAAACCUCAGGCACUUCCUGACUAUGAUGCUCUUCCUGGCUGGUUCGUGGCGCCAGAUGAAGAUUGCCAAGAGAUCGAGAUGGACCUGAGGCUGAGCAAUCUUUUCCCUGGAGCACAUUUUCUGCGCAUGUUGGUGAAGAACGGCGAACCAAUACGUGUCGCCCUCUCGGGCGGUCGUGUGGGGAAUCGCUAUAUGGGCAUUGAGGAAUAUGACGUUCGACUUAAAGAACUCCAGCCCGAUGAAAGCCUUCAAAGCAACCCCUGGCAACAUGCGAGAGCCCCCGUUGGUGGGCAAGGGUACCCCGCCCACAUCUUGCAGUGAUUCUGCGGCGCGCCAUUUGAAUCCAUGAAACACGUGCAGAUGACGGUGCAGAGGCGGAA